CGUUUGUCUGGCUACUAUUUUCAUACUCGACUCGGGAGAGGACUCUUCGCCGUUGCCGCCUCCGUCGCUGCUAGAGUUCGUUCAGGCUCUCUACUCCAAGAAUGGAUUCCCAAAUCAAGCACGCUGUGGUGGUGAAGGUUGUGGGUCGUACCGGAUCAAGAGGGCAGGUGACUCAAGUGAGAGUGAGGUUUACUGAUGACCCAAACCGAUUCAUCAUGAGGAAUGUGAAAGGGCCAGUGAGGGAGGGUGAUGUCCUCACCUUGCUUGAGUCUGAGAGAGAAGCAAGGAGACUUCGUUGAUGCCUCUAUGUUUGCUGUUUGUCAGCAUGUAGUGCCUUGAGUUAAUGUUAUUUUUAAGUUUCGUUUUCUUCCCCAGUGAUUGUGACCUGAAAGUUUUGAGUGCCUAUAAAUUGUGCUGUGUUGGAUGAUUUAAACCUUUUGUUUAGGCAAAGGACUAAAUUGGUGGUAUUUUAACUUGUUUAUUAUUUCCUUGUGAACUAAAUUGUGGUAUUUUGU
This is a messenger RNA of Rubroshorea leprosula, 515 nucleotides long. NCBI's taxonomy places the organism in Eukaryota, Viridiplantae, Streptophyta, Magnoliopsida, Malvales, Dipterocarpaceae. The record is from the annotation of a GenBank genome assembly.